UUUGGAGAAGUGGUGUCUGAAGCCUGGACAAAUUGGGGGAAGGGAAGCCGGAAAGUACAGUGGGACCGCACUUGCUCCGCCGUGCGACCGGGCCUGUCUUUCUCCCCUACUCCGUGGGGGUUUUUCUCGCGGAAGGGGGGGUUUACACAGCACAUGGGAAGCAGUUUGGAAUCCUGGAGGCGGCGGACGAAAGUGGUGCGGGCUUUGCUGCUCAAAGUUCCCGUUCCGCUCGGGCGGCCAGUCUUAUGAGACACUGUGUCAUCGUGCCCAGCUGGGGCGAGCGGGAGGAAAAUCCCUGAGAGCCAAAUUUGGCACUGGACCGGGGGGUGGGGGGGGGAAAUGCCAUCUUCAGUGAUUUGCGGCGCCUGCUGAAAGCGACCGAGCGAGCCCCGCCGGCCACAGACACUACAACGCUCCUGGCUGGGUAAUGUACAAGAAUCGUCGCCUUCUCCGCUCGGCGUGUGAAACCUUUCAUUGUAUUUAAUAUAGACAUAUACAGACAUUUUUUUAAAAAAAAAUGACGAUCUGCUUGGAAGCAUCAUGGCCAAUGGGACGGGGGCGACGGUCAUGCUGAAAUGCGUGGUGGUCGGAGACGGAGCGGUGGGCAAAACUUGCCUGCUCAUGAGCUAUGCCAACGACGCCUUCCCGGAGGAGUAUGUGCCCACCGUCUUUGACCAUUACGCAGUCAGCGUGACUGUUGGUGGCAAGCAGUAUCUCCUUGGGCUGUAUGACACUGCGGGACAGGAAGACUAUGAUCGCCUGAGACCAUUAUCUUAUCCCAUGACUGACGUCUUCCUCAUUUGCUUCUCUGUGGUAAAUCCAGCUUCCUUUCAGAACGUGAAGGAGGAAUGGGUGCCAGAGCUGAAAGAAUAUGCUCCAAAUGUACCCUUCUUGUUAGUUGGAACCCAGAUUGAUCUUCGAGAUGAUCCCAAAACUUUAGCACGGCUGAAUGAUAUGAAAGAGAAACCAAUAUCUGUGGAGCAAGGACAGAAGCUAGCAAAAGAGAUAGGAGCUUGCUGCUACGUGGAGUGCUCAGCUUUAACACAGAAAGGACUGAAGACCGUUUUUGAUGAAGCUAUUAUAGCCAUUUUAACUCCAAAGAAACACACAGUGAAAAAAAGAAUAGGAUCGAGAUGCAUUAAUUGCUGCCUCAUCACGUGAGACCCCACUGGGACAAUGGCCACACCUACUGUGAAACUUCCAUGCAUAUACACACUUCUUAAAAUCCUCCUGUUAACUGAUCAUAAAUUAA
Messenger RNA from Gekko japonicus, 1252 nucleotides. It is a transcript of the gene RHOQ, whose product is annotated as ras homolog family member Q. NCBI's taxonomy places the organism in Eukaryota, Metazoa, Chordata, Lepidosauria, Squamata, Gekkonidae. Bases 541 to 1161 code for a protein of 206 amino acids. The transcript has 5 exons. Gene Ontology annotation, molecular function: GTPase activity; GTP binding. The record is from RefSeq and is a predicted model, not a curated record. Gene Ontology annotation, biological process: small GTPase-mediated signal transduction; cortical actin cytoskeleton organization.